AUGGAAGUCGUAGAGGGGUCAGCAUCCUAUGGCGGCUGUGACUAUGAUGCGACGAUUGCGGCCCAGUAUGAUUCACUCCACAAGGACCCUAAAAGUCUACAGGAGGAUCUAGCGAUUGCGGGAUUCUUGAGAGAGUACGUGGCUCCCGGUUGCAAAGUCCUAGACCUGGGCUGUGGCACUGGGCUAUUGCUGGAGCUGCUAGCUCUGCAGCCGGAGGAUUACCUCGGCAUCGAUCACUCCGAGAAGAUGUUGGAGGAGUUGCAGAGCAAGUUUCCGGAGCAUGAGACCAAGAAAAAGGCCUUUGGAGCAGAAGAUUUGGAGGAUGUUGAUGUGGCAGUUUCAUUAUUCGGACCCAUCAGCUACGUCGAUCCAGACUUAGUCUUCCAGCUGGUCUCCAGCGGUGUGAACUACUUCCUGAUGUUCUACAAGGAAGACUACCGACCGGUGACCUAUGACACGUGCCAAGUCCAUCCCUAUCCCUUCCAACGAUACAAUCUUCCAAGUCAAGACUUCGGCAGUUUUGCGGUGGUCACCAACCUCCGCACUCCAGAUGGAUCUUUGGCAUUUCCCCGCCAGUCCUUGCGAAGAGCGGAGCGGGCCAAAACCGAGCCUUCCGGGGUCAAGUUCAAGCCGAGUGGUGGACUUUCCGCCGAACUUGAAAGCUACCCCUCGGACAGAGCCGGGCUGCUGAAGGGACACGGCAAUGCGAAGGGUUCGUCCCUGGGGGAAACGAUCGUGACCAUGCUGAAUGCCUAUAUGGGAUCUGGAAUCUUGGUGAUUCCCUAUGCCUGGAAACAAGCUGGCUGGCUCUAUGUGCUUCCCUUCCUCGCGGUGACGAUGAUGAUGACCUUCACCCUGUGGCUCAUGGGUAUUCUCUUCCGCCUUGUGGACGCUCGAGCCAACGAGAUGAAUGUGCCAAUGGUCAGCCGCGACUGGGGGAUGUUGGGUCAGAUGGCUUUCGGAAGGUGUGGCCAGCUGCUGUUCUCUUUUUGUGCCCUUGUGGAUCUUUAUGGCGGCUUGUUGUCAGGAGUGAUCGUGGCAUCAAAUCAACUGCAAUUUCUAUUCCCUUCCCUGUCAACUGCAGUUCUCAGUGUUGGCUGCUUUGGAGUUCUCCUCAUACUGGUCUGCGUGCAAGCUAGGCAUUUCUCUUCUUUAGCAGUCGUUGGUUUGGGUAGCAUGUUGAUCAUCGUGUCUUGCCUCCUGAUCACCGGUGGCGAGCUGGUGGCCCUUGGUGAGGCAGCGGAGGACCAGGUGAUGGUGAACUGGGCAGGACUUGCCCCAGCAGCAGGUGUGGCCAUUUACACCUUCAUGGUGCAUUCAGAGGCGGCCUUGGUCUAUCAGCUGAUGGAGGACCGCUCCCAAUGGGGCCAAGCUGUACUGUGCAGCACGGGCCUUGCGGCGGCAUUUUUUGUGGCUCUUGCAAUGCUGUGCUACAGCUUCUUGGCGUUUCUUCGGCGGUGGCACAGCGCAGUCCUUCCCUAUGAAUUUGGGCCGCGUCCAUUGAACCUGCAGCUGCUACCAGGAGAACUCAACGGUGCCAUGACUGCCCUCUGCCUGAUCAGCGUGACGCUGAAGUUGCUGCUAAAUGUGCCAUUGCUGGCAGCUCCCAUUCUGGAGCAUUUAGAGGAGUGCUUGCGCCUGGGCUGCUGGACGAAGGUCCUCUUCUCUCUAGUCACCGCCUGCCUGUGCCUCUUCCUCCACGAUGAUGCAGCCUUUGUGAUCGAACUCGUGGGCAUCGUGCCACAGAACUUCAUGUGUGCCGUGCUGCCGUGCGCGGCCUUGCUGAAGCUGCAUGGAGACUUGGGAGGCUUUCGAAGUUGCAUCCUUUGGUUGCUGAUCGUCACCUUCGCUAUCUAUGGCCUGGGUGCAACUGUGGCGGCUGUGUUGGAGAAUGUGUCGAAUCAGCUGGGACUCGACGUCGCAUAA
This is a messenger RNA of Cladocopium goreaui, 1926 nucleotides long. The record is from the annotation of a GenBank genome assembly. NCBI's taxonomy places the organism in Eukaryota, Dinophyceae, Suessiales, Symbiodiniaceae.